Molecule: messenger RNA, 156 nt
Organism: Haemonchus placei
Lineage: Eukaryota; Metazoa; Nematoda; Chromadorea; Rhabditida; Trichostrongylidae
Source: the annotation of a GenBank genome assembly
AUGGAAGACGCGUUGGAACCAAUCCAUUUCCAGGUAUUUGUGUGCAAGGAAGAAAAAAUAUCCAAGAGAUGUUUGAACGAAACUACUCCAUCUGAUCUCGGUGAAGUGAAAUUCGAAAAUCUGGAGGAAUACGGUAUUGCAUUUCUGGUUUUAUAA